This is a messenger RNA of Eleginops maclovinus (Patagonian blennie), 8972 nucleotides long. RefSeq names its product UTP20 small subunit processome component (gene utp20). The record is from RefSeq and is a predicted model, not a curated record. Gene Ontology annotation, cellular component: small-subunit processome; 90S preribosome; nucleolus. Lineage: Eukaryota; Metazoa; Chordata; Actinopteri; Perciformes; Eleginopidae. The coding region runs from base 128 to 8575 and encodes 2815 amino acids. The transcript is spliced from 61 exons.
CCGGGUGUCGGCGUGUGUGUAAACAGUUGUAGCAGUGAGAAGAAAUACACUUUAGUUUCAUGAAUCAUUUAAAUCUCAAGACGAUCUCUGGAAUACAAUUAUCCACGUUUCAACCAAUAACGCAAAGAUGAAGAUCAAAUCCAAGUCUUCGUAUCACAAAUCUGAGAACACCUACAGGUUUCUCACUUUUGCUGAAAGACUUGCCAAUGUCAACAUUGACGUAAUCCAUCGUAUUGACAGGACUGGAUCUUAUGCAGAGGAAGUAGAGACAUAUUUCUCUGAAGGACUGACAAAAUGGAGAGACCUCAACUUGACGGAGCAUUUCACUGCAUUUCAGAAAGAGGUUUCCAACCAGAGCCAGUCAUUCAACCUGUUGGUUUUCCAUCAGAAGACCAUAGUGGAGAGUCUGAAAACACACUUAGCUGUCAAGAACAGUCUGGCCUACCAACCACUGCUGGACCUGGUGGUGCAGCUUGCCAGAGACCUGCAGACUGACUUCUACCCCCACUUUCCCGACUUCUUCGUUCUGAUCACCUCCGUUCUGGAAACCAAGGACACAGAAGUCCUGGAGUGGGCUUUCACCUGUCUCUCUUUCCUCUACAAGUACCUAUGGAGGCUAAUGGUGAAGGACAUGACCAACAUCUACAGUUUAUACAGCACACUGCUAGAGCACAAGAAAGAACACAUCCGCAAAUUUGCAGCAGAGAGCUUCUCCUUUUUGAUGAGAAAGGUUCCAGAUCUCGAUGGCCUGCUGAGUCAUAUUUUCUCAGACCUCCAGCAGCACCCCGACAAGGUGGAGGGAGCAGGGCAACUGCUGUUCGAAAUGUGCAAAGGAGUCCGAAACAUGUUUCACUCCUGCUCUGCAACUGCUUUCCCUGUAGUUUUGCGUAAGCUUGGACCCUCAACCUGCCCAGAAGCCUCUCUGCCAUGGGACACAGUCAGGGACGCUCUGGAUCACAUGGUCCAAGCUGCGGCAAAUCAUGUUGAGAGAGAACACUUCCUGGUCUUGUGGGAGUCCUUACAGGCCAGUGUGGUGGAUGUCCUGGAUGUUAUGGAGGCGAAAGGAGAAAAGGCGGAGCAGGCAACAGAGCAGCUGGAGAGGCUGCUGUUCAUUCUCCAAACGCUUGUGUCCCACAAGAACGGAGCCAAGGUCACCAAGCCGGAGUCUGUCUGCCAGACGGUGUUGCGGUUGGUGCAGAGCUCCUCUCUCUCGGCCUCUUGUUCCCGUCUGCUCCUCCAGAUCACCUCCUCUCUGCUCCUCGGGGAGAACAUCUUUCUGCCCAGAGCACUCAUCCUGGAGACGGUCCAGAAGGUGUUUGGUAGCACAAUGGGGCAAGAUCUAAUCCUGGAGUUCACCAAGGAGAUGUUCACCAUGAAACAGUUUGAACAGCUCUUCCUCCCCAGCAUGCUGCACUUCACCGCUGGGUUGUUGUGCUGCGGCGAUGCUCGCUCUCGCCACUGUGGACUGGACGCGCUGGUCAGUUUGAUCCUUGCAAAAGCCCCUCCCCCCACAGACGGAUCCAUGGCCUUCGAAACAUACCCACUGCUCUUCAAUGGACAGACAGGAGUGUUGAGCGGUGAGGAGCAGCCCACUGUGUCGGAGCUGGUGCUGUCGCUGAUCCAAUUCCCCGAGGAGCAGAAGCAGCCAAUCACUGACCUGUCCCUGCCAUGGGCCGCCCUGAUGCUUCUGCCGCACCUCAGGCCCAUUGCUCCAGCUAGUGUGGUCCCAGCUGUGACUGCUUUCUUAAACCGCCUCCUGUGUGAGAUCGAGACAGAGACGCUGGGGAAAGCUGGUCUGUUUGUAGCCAGUCAGGCCAUGAGCUGCCUCCUGACUCUGGACGGCUCUGCACAGCUUCUCUCCCUGGUCACUGUGGACAAGAUCAACUCCAUCCUACGGAAGUUUCCCAAUGAGCUGUCCGCCCUGCUGCUAGGAGACCUGUACUACACCCGCCUGUCACUCAGCGGCGUUUCAGAGCACCUAUCCCACGGCGCACUGCUGGAGCUCCACCAGAUACUGCACGCCAACCUCUCCUCCAACAUCACCAAGAUCCGCCUGCUCACUCUGAGGAUUCUCUCUCACUUUGAGGCAGAGCUCCCCCCACAGCCCGAGGGUGAGGAGAGUGUGGAGGUGCAGCCAGUGUUCGCGGUGUGCCUGCAGGCGGAGCUGGUGCCGGCUUCGGUGCAGGACUACAGAGAGAAGCUGCUCCACCUCAGGAAGCUCAGACACGACCUGGUGCAGCGCAGCCUGCCUCAGGGGCCGCCUGGCAGCUUCCAGCAGGUGCCUCUGCGUUACCUCAUCGCAAUGCUGUUUGUCAACUUCAAGCCCCUGUGGGACGCAGUCAUUGAACUUCUAGUAAGCCAUGCCAGAGGGAUGGACAACAAGGACUUCUGGAAGGUGUACUAUGAGAACCUGGAGUUGGUGGCAGGGAUUGCUGAAAAAGAACUGCAUGAGGACAGCGAGGACGAUGAGGAGGAAGAGUCGGGUGUCCAGGAGGAGCCAGGCUGUGAUGUCAUUGAGAGCGGGGACGUGGGGGUGCUGUUCCUAGAGCAGCUGAAGUUGACCUCCAAACCCAAUGAAAGGACGGACUUCUCCAACUUCCGCAUCCUGCUGUGGCGCUGCAUGACCGAGUUUCCCGAAAGAGUGGAACCCCGCAGCCGGGAGCUGAGCCCCUUGCUGCUCAGGUUCAUCAGGAAUGAGUUUUUCACCUCCGACCUGCUGGUGGCACCCACCCAGGACCUGAGGAAGGUGGAGGACGCUGCCCUGGAGGAGUCUGGGAUGGCUGUGGAGGAAGAGGAGGAGGACGAGGAGCAGGAGGCAGAGGAGGGAGGCAGACAACAGAAGAAGGCUCCUCCAAAGAGAGCCGCUGCCAAACAGCUGAUCGUGCAUCUGAAGGUGUUCGCCAAAUUCACCAACCCUCGCUCUCUGUACCUGGAGAGCAGCCUCAGUGAUCUCUAUAACCAGUUGCUGUGUCAUCAGGACCAGCAGAUCCAGCGAGUGGCGCUGGAAUGUGUCCUCACAUACAAGGACGCCAACAUAGUACCAUACAAAGAAAAUCUGGAGAAGCUACUCGACGACAAACACUUCAAAGAGGAGAUUGUCCAUUUCAACAUCUCAGAGGAGACAGAAGUGAUUGAUGCUUCACACAGAGCCAAGCUCAUCCCACUGCUCAUGAGGAUCCUAUUCGGUCGCAUGCGUAGUAAAGCAGGCAGUAAGUUCCAGGGGAAGGCGAGCUCCGCCUCCCGCUCCUCCAUCAUCCUGCGUUUCCUGGCUGGCUGCCAAGCGGAGGAGCUGGGAAUAUUCAUCGAUCUGCUGCUGGAGCCCGUCUGCCAUUACAGCCAAGGUUCCUGCCUGGCAGCGGUAGUGAAAGCCAUAGCUGACACUGAUGUGGGUGCCGUCCUGCCUCUGGGCCGACAGCACAGCCUUCUGAACAUCAUCAAUGUUGUGAUCCAGAAACUGGGCCACCUCAUCCACAUCUACCUGCCCAAAGUGCUGCAGAUCCUGCUGUGUGUCACCGCCUCUGUGUCCACCAUCCUGGACAAACGGGAGCAGCUGCGUCCAGGUUGCAUCAGUCCUCUGAAGAACCUGAGGCGACUCGGCAUCCUGAGGAUCCAGGACUUUUUGGACGGCUUCGACUCCUACAGCUUCAGCGCAGACGAGCUGGAUGCCGUCUUUGAGGCUGUGGUCUGGCCUCAGGUGUGUCGUCUCCCUACAGAGAGCACUUACUCCCCCACCCCCCUGCUGAAACUCAUCCAUGUGUGGUGCAAAAAUGCCAGGUACUACCCACUUUUGGCUAAACAGAGGCCGAACCAUCCUGAGUGUGACAUCCUCCUCAACGUCUUCGCCCUCCUCUCAGCCAAAAAAGUUUCCACAAUGAGCAUCGCCAUGGUUAUGGACAUAGCCGAGUCCUUAGCAACCACCGAAGACUUUGUCGCUUCGGAUGCUGAGGCAGAGCUGAAGGUCAACAACUGUGUGUUCCCGCAGCCUAAAGAGGGCGCCUUCAUCACAGCAGACUCUUUAAACCAGGGCUCCAGACUUCUGCUGCCUCACAUCUCCACCCUGCUGCACUACCUCAGCGGAGUGGUACGCAACUCCGACCGACUGAAGAAGAAGAAGUUCAGGACUCAGGUCGCCAAAGAGCUCAACAUCCUCUCCAAGGUCAGUCGAUUUGUCAGCGACAAGGAGCAGAGCUCGGUGCUCAUCGGCCUGUUGCUGCCCUACCUCCAGAAAGGCCACAAUCCUGAAGAGACCGAAAUCGACACCCUGGCCACACUGCAGAACCUGCUGCGGCAGUGUGUGCAGCCCUCCGCCUUCCUGCGGCCGCUCAGCAAGCUCUUCUCCAUCAUCCACAACAAGCUGCCCAGGCAGGCCCUCACGAACGUCUUCCAGACUAUUUCGGAUUUGGAGCCCUCCCUCACGUACAUCACGGAUUUAGCAACAAAGCUUAACGCGUUCGACAGUCGACACUUGGACGAGAUCCACUUCGACGUGCGUCUCAUGGCUUUCCAAGACGCCACCAGGCGAGUAAAAGAAAUGACGACUCUGGACCUGGACUACAUCAGCACCAUCAUGCACAACUGCUUCCACACCUUUGAGAUCGGUGACAUGUCGCUGGGAGACAACGCCAACCUGUGUCUGUCUGCAGUUAUCACGCAGCUGGCGGAGAUCGGCGCUGGAGAACAGCUCUACAAAGACAUCGUGCAACACACCAUCCUGGACGCCGUGCACAAGGGGCUUCGCAGCAAGACAGACAGCGUGCAGCAUGAAUACACCACCGUGCUGGCCUGCCUGGUGAAGACCUUUCCUGCCAAGAAAGACUUCAGAGACCUGGUGCAGCUCACCAACUACCACGACCUGGAGUCCGACUUCUUUGAGCACAUGAAGCACAUCCAGAUCCACCGUCGGGGUCGUGCCCUGAGGAAGUUCGCCAAGCAGCUGACCGAGGGCCAGGUGGUGAUGACGCCACGUUCCCUCCAGAGUUACAUCAUGCCCUACGCCAUGACCGCCCUGCUGGAUGAGAAGAUGCAAAAGCACGAGAACAUGAUAUCAGCGUCGGUGGAGGUGGUGGGCGCAGUGUGCCGCAGGCUGACGUGGUCUAAGUACCUCUACUACCUGAAACACUUCAUCCACAUCCUGCAGACAUCUCAGGCUGAGCAGAAGCUGGCAGUCAGUUUGCUCAUCACAGUCCUGGAUGCUUUUCAUUUUGACCACCAGACCCUCAGCAGAGAAAUGGAGGCUGCCAAGGCCAGAGAGGAUGCGAGUGCCGCAAUGGAGGCCGAUGACGAGGAGCAAGCUGCAGCUGACGAAUCAGACGCAAGCGAUGGUGAGGAAGCUAUGGAGGUUGAGGGUAAGACCGAUCCAUCUGAUGUCCCCAUGGAAACGGACACCAACAUUGGGGAAAAUGGUAUCGUCUCCAAGAAGGUAGCCGCUACUGUAGUCAAGGCGCCAGCGGCUCCUCAACCCAUCGCGGUGUCAAGCGGGCUGCCGCAGAGCACCGAGGAGCUGGAGUCUCUGAUUAGCGCCAUCCACCAGACCGUUACUAACAGCGUGCUGCCCCGCCUGCACAAGUGUCUCAAUGCAAAGAUAAAGCGUGACGACGAGCACAAAGCAGUGAAGUCAAAGGAUGUGAAGGAAGAGGAAGUGGCGAGAAUACCGAUAGCCUUCGCCAUGGUCAAACUGAUGCAGACGCUGCCACCAGCCAUCAUGGAGGCCAACCUGCCUGGAAUCCUGAUCAAAGUGUGUGUGGUGCUGAGGAACCGCUUCCAGGAGGUCCGUGACGUGGCGAGGAGUACUCUGGUGAAGAUCAUAGAGACUUUAGGCUGCCGGUACCUGCAGUACCUGCUCAAAGAGAUGCAGGGGCUCCUGGCCAAGGGCUACCAGGUCCACGUGCUAACAUUCACAGUUUACCAGCUGCUGACAGUCCUCAUUCCAACCCUGAAGAGCGGAGACCUGGACCCCUGCAUGAACAUGCUCAUUGACAUCUUCAACAACGAGCUGUUCGGGCCUGUGGCCGAGGAGAAGGACGUGAAGGGGAUCGUCUCCAAGCUGAUGGAGGCGCGACACAGCAAGAGCAUGGACUCCUACGAGCUGCUGGCUCGCUUCUGCAGCAAAGAGAGCGUCACCAAGUUCAUAUUGCCACUAAAGGAGAUGUUGGAGAACUCAGCCAGUUUGAAGGUGUGUAUCCGGGUGGGGGCCGUGCUGCGGCGGAUGGUCCUGGGUCUGCUGGUCAACGACGGCAUGACGUCUCAGGAUAUCUUACUGCUGUGCCACGGCCUGGUCAGCCAGAGCCUGCCGUUGCUCACCAUGAGAGAACGAGCGAAAGCCUCAGUGAAGCCUCCCCCAGACCCUAGGCUGCCCCCUCCCAGCUGCCUGCUCCUGCUUCCAACUCCAAAGAGGGGAGGGCGGAAAGCUCCAGUCAGCAGCCGGACCAACAUGCACAUCCUGGUGGACACCGGCCUCAAGCUGCUCCACCUGAGUCUAAAGAAAUCCAAAGUGACGUCGUCCGAUCCGUCGGCUCUGCAGAUGCUGGAUCCUUUUGUCCUGCUGCUGCUCGACUGCCUCGACUCCAUGCACGUCAAGGUGAUCACGGAGGCUCUGGUGGCGUUCACCUGGCUGCUGAAAUUCCCUCUCCCAGCUGUGGAGCAGAACGCAGACCAGAUGACCAAGCAGCUCUUCGUCCUGCUGAAGGAUUACUCCAAGGCCGGAGCGGCCCGUGGGGAGAACUACCAGCUGGUGCAGAACUGCUUCAAGGCCAUUACCAUACUGGUGAAGAACGUCAAAAGCAACCAGAUCUCAGAAACACAGCUGCAGGUGCUGCUGGGAUACGCUGAGGAGGACAUCUAUGACCAGUCCCGCCAGGCCACCGCCUUCGGCCUUCUGAAGGCAAUUCUGUCCAGGAAGCUUGUAGUUCCAGAGAUGGAGGACCUGAUGAAGAAAGUGGCCACGCUUUCUGUCACCGGCAACAACGGCGGCAUCAGAAUCCACUGUCGACAGAUCUAUCUAAAAUACCUGCUGGACUACCCCCUGGGGAAGAAGCUGCGAGACCACCUGGACUUCGUGGUGGCGCAGCUGCACUACGAGCACGACACCGGCAGAGAGUCGGUGCUGGAGAUGUUGGCCUACAUCUUCCAGACUUUCCCUAAGGAGCUGCUGCUGAGGCACAGCGGCUUGUUCUUCGCCCCGCUGGCCCUGGUUGUGGUCAACGAUGACUCAGCACGCUGUAAGAAAAUGGCCGCCAUGGCCAUCAAGGCACUGCUGGCCCAGCUGGACAUUAACCACCAGAACACCCUGUACUCUCUCGUCAACACCUGGCUGCAUGCAGAAAAGGCCAACAUGCGGCGUCUCGGCGCUCAGAUCUGCGGUCUGUUCGUGGAGGUGGAGGAGGAGCAGUUCACCCGCCGCUUGGACGACCUGCUGCCGCUGCUGGAGAAAGAGAUAAACCCCAUCAACUACGAUGAGAUCGAGGAGGAGCAGGACGAGAGGGGGGCGGACCGGCUGCUGUACAGUUUCCUCACCCUCAUCACCAAAUUGAGCAAGCACUGCAGCCUGCUGGAGCUCAGCAAGCCUCACGACACACUCGCUCAAAUCUGGGGCCACAUUGAAGCCCACCUGCGGUACCCUCACUGCUGGGUGUGGCUGACCUCUUCGCAGCUCUUUGGUCAGCUGUUUGCAGCCCAUCCGGCGGAGCAGCUGGUGGCUGUGUGGAGGGGAGAGGGUGGGGAUGCUUCACCUCAGUCCCCAGUCACCGCCUACAUCACCAGCGGUCUAGACAAGAAGAUGAGAGAGUUGGCGUUGUCUUUCUGCCAUCAGCUACAGUCCAAGUUCCUAGACACAGCGUCAGGAGAGCAGGUGAUCAAGAACCUGCUGUUCGUCGGCAAGGUGAUCUACCUCAUUUCCCCCGAGUCUGACGUCACACCCCCUCAGGAAGAAGGGGAAGAGAAGGAGAAGGUGGAAGAGAAAGAGGAGGAAAAGGUAGAAGAAAAGGAAAAAGAGGAGGAGGAAGAAGAGAAAGACAAGGAGAGGGAAGAUGAGGAUGAAGAGGAGGACGAUGAAAAGGACGACCGGCCUCCUUCCCUGCUGUGGCUGAUGAAGAAACUGUCGCUGAUGGCAAAGAGAGAGGCGGCACACACUCCCAAAAUUCCUCUGAAGAGAACGUGUGUGUUUAAGUUCCUGGGAGCGAUGGCCAUGGACCUGGGGAAGGAACGACUCGGCCCCUAUCUGAGCACCAUCAUCACUCCUCUGUACAGGGAGCUGGACAGCACCUAUGCAGACCAAGAUCCCACCCUGAAGAACCUGGCGCAGGAGCUGAUAGAGCUGCUGAAGAGACACGUGGGGCUGGAGACGUUCUCUCUGGCCUUCUCUGCUGUCCAGAAGGAGUUUUCACAGAGGAGAGCUGCACGCAAAAAACACAGAGCCAUGCAGGCGGUGGCUAACCCAGAAGUCGCAGCCAAGAAGAAACUCAAGAAGCACAGGAACAAAAUCGAAGCCAAGAAGAGGAAGAUCGAGUUCCUUCGGCCCGGAUAUAAAGCCAAGAGGCAGCGGGGCAACGCGCUAAAAAACCUGGCCAUGGUGCAGUGAGCCGUGUCGGUGGCUACGUCAGUUUAUCAAGCUGCCAAGUUGUCCAAGAAAGAGACUUUUGAGAUGAAGAGGACAUUUCCAGGUAGCAGACGUGUCACUUAAUGAUGUAACAUAAUGAUUUUCACUAUUUUAUUAAUGUCAAACCAACAGGAAAGAGAACACUCUCCCUGGCGGUUUGCUUAGUGUGAAAACAAGGAGGUUUUUGAAAUGUUCACCAUGCGCUGAGCCAUCUCUUCUAUAAGGUAUCCACCAGCCUCCUCUGUGUGUAACAGGAAUAAGACACCAUGUAACAGCAGGACUCUCUGUAUCAGUUCAUAUAAACUCUAUUUGUCCUCAGAUUUAUAUCCCGUGCAAUUUACAUGAACUUGUUUUUUCGUAGUAAAGACAUUUAAACCGA